ACCCCCACGGACACGCGCCCCUUCCCAUGCCAUAGAAAGGGUUGCCGGGCUCCAGCCCUGCACCCCGCCCAGACCCCGGCCCCAGGUGCCGCCCGGCAGCUAUCCUGGGACCAGGGUGGGCACUCGGCCUGCAGCUCAGCACAAUCAGCCCUCGCCCUCCCAAGCCAUGCACCGGGAGACACGCGUCCCGCAGCGGCCCCCCAGGCCUCCCUGCAGCGCCCCGUAAUGCAAUCCACUGGGGCGGGGGAGGCGGCGGCGGCGGCGGCAAUCGAGGAGGCGGCGGCGGCGGCAGCCGCAGUGCCCAAAUCUAGAGACAUCCAGAAAGAGGAGGAAAAUGGCUCCAAGCAGGGACCGCCUGCUGCACUUUGGGUUCAAGGCGACAAUGUUCUCAAAUAGUGAUGAAGCUGUAAUCAAUAAAAAACUUCCCAAAGAACUCCUGUUAAGGAUAUUUUCUUUUCUAGAUGUUGUUACCCUGUGUCGCUGUGCUCAGGUCUCCAGGGCCUGGAAUGUUCUUGCUCUGGAUGGCAGUAACUGGCAGCGAAUUGACCUAUUUGAUUUCCAGAGGGAUAUUGAGGGCCGGGUAGUGGAGAAUAUUUCAAAACGAUGUGGGGGCUUUUUACGAAAGUUAAGUCUUCGUGGAUGUCUUGGAGUGGGAGACAAUGCAUUAAGAACCUUUGCACAAAACUGCAGGAACAUUGAAGUAUUGAAUCUAAAUGGGUGUACAAAGACAACAGACGCUACAUGUACUAGCCUUAGCAAGUUCUGUUCCAAACUCAGGCACCUUGACUUGGCUUCCUGUACAUCAAUAACAAACAUGUCUCUAAAAGCUCUGAGUGAGGGAUGUCCACUGUUGGAGCAGUUGAACAUUUCCUGGUGUGACCAAGUAACCAAGGAUGGCAUUCAAGCACUAGUGAGAGGCUGUGGGGGUCUCAAGGCCUUAUUCUUAAAAGGCUGCACGCAGCUAGAAGAUGAAGCUCUCAAGUAUAUAGGUGCACACUGUCCUGAACUGGUGACUUUGAAUUUGCAGACUUGCCUGCAAAUCACGGAUGAAGGUCUCAUUACUAUAUGCAGAGGGUGCCAUAAGUUACAAUCCCUUUGUGCCUCUGGCUGCUCCAACAUCACAGAUGCCAUCCUGAAUGCUCUAGGUCAGAACUGCCCACGACUUAGGAAUUGCCAUGAACUUGAAAAGAUGGACCUGGAAGAGUGUGUUCAGAUAACAGAUAGCACAUUAAUCCAACUUUCUAUACACUGUCCUCGACUUCAAGUAUUGAGUCUGUCUCACUGUGAGCUGAUCACAGAUGAUGGAAUUCGUCACCUGGGGAAUGGGGCCUGUGCCCAUGACCAGCUGGAGGUGAUUGAGCUGGACAACUGCCCACUAAUCACAGAUGCAUCCCUGGAGCACUUGAAGAGCUGUCACAGCCUUGAGCGGAUAGAACUGUAUGACUGCCAGCAAAUCACACGGGCUGGAAUCAAGAGACUCAGGACCCAUUUACCCAAUAUUAAAGUCCACGCCUACUUCGCACCUGUCACUCCACCCCCAUCAGUAGGGGGCAGCAGACAGCGCUUCUGCAGAUGCUGCAUCAUCCUAUGACAAUGGAGGUGGUCAACUUUGGUGAACUGAGUAUUUAAUGACACUUCUAGAGCUACGGUGGAGUUUCUCCAGUGGAAGCGACCCCGGUGUUCUGGGCAAGGGUUACAAAGUGAGGGAGGGCAGUGUCCAGAUCCCCAGAGCCACACAUACAUACACGUACACAUACUCACCCCUAUCCACUCUAGCUCUGUGACCAUGGGACUGAAGUUUGUGAUGGCUUUAUCAAGUAGAUUGGUAAAACUUAACCAUUCCUGUUGAGGUGCCCAGAAGAAAAUCAUAGGCCAAGAUAGAGGGAGGGGCAUUCCAGCAAACCCAGUGUUACUGCUACUGUGGUUUUUAAAUUUUUGUCUAGGGGUUUCUUUGGGGAUUUUGGAACAUCUGUGUCUGCAUUUGCAGUCCUGCAGGGUCAAGAAAAGCAUGGAAAGACAAUAUAUGAUGUACCCAGGGACCAGAAAGAAAAUUUAUUUGCAUCUUAGAAAUGGUAGACAUUCAUUGUGACUACAGAGCUUCUGUGCUUCCUUGUUUCCAUGCCAACAUGCUGAGCAUGCUCACAAAGAAGGCUCGUCCAUUCCUCCUGUGUUUUAGUAUUUGGCCCAGAGGUUUCCUAAAUGGUUGCAUUGAAAUCACUGUGGUCCAAACGUAAUUCUUACACACUCAAAUUAUCACUGUCUGUAGCACACUUGUGCACGUGUCUUCCGUUCUCUGUUGCUCCCUCCCGUACUCUUGCUCAGUCUGUCACCUGUUCAGUCUGCUUACUCACUCAAUUGUUACUCUUUUGCUGUUGUCGUGUUUACAAUUUGCAUUUUGAAUGAUUAGUUGGGAUUACCAAACAUUUUUUAAACAGAUAUCAAUAAAUAUUUUUUUAAUUCUAAAUUUUA
This is a messenger RNA of Cebus imitator (Panamanian white-faced capuchin), 2469 nucleotides long. RefSeq names its product F-box and leucine rich repeat protein 20 (gene FBXL20). The transcript is spliced from 14 exons. Gene Ontology annotation, molecular function: protein binding. The record is from RefSeq and is a predicted model, not a curated record. Bases 335 to 1591 code for a protein of 418 amino acids. NCBI's taxonomy places the organism in Eukaryota, Metazoa, Chordata, Mammalia, Primates, Cebidae.